AUGGCCGACCCUGAGUGGAUAAAGCUGCACCCGCCGAUCAACAAGACGCUCUCUCACGACGCCCGCGUCGGCGUCGCAGUCGCCACGGCUACGCUAGCGUCGUUCGCGCUCGUCGGAAACGCGCUUGUCGUCGUCGCGGCGGCGCGCUACCGCUACAGAACAGAAUAUCCUCUUCCUGAGGGCUGGAGGCAAACUCUGCCGGAAGCGGAUCACAGAUGGGUUUCCCGUGCCCUGUUCCAUUUCUCGAGCAGAGGGAUGCCGGAAUUGGAUUCCGUCAAGCUGACUCAGCAGUGGUUCUACCCACCACAGCCACUCCUGAACUGCGACCAAGCACCUCGUCCAGAUCACUACUUCGCUAGCCGUCUGCUGUUGUGGAUGCCUCAGAGGAUGUGGAAGGUCCGGCUGCUUUGUCCUCACCCACGCUGUCGUGGGCAGGAGUUGACAGGUGCCGGUAUCUACCCACGCCUCCGACAGGUUCUCGACAUAGACGGCUUUUACCAUCUAGCCGCGGAGUAUCUGGAGUGCAAGAACUGCAAUGGGAAGCUGAUCUCGUGGUCUAGAGCCAUAGUGGAGCAGCUUGACGUUGGUCACCAAGUCCAGUUUCGGGUGCUCUUGACAUACCGAAACGCCUGCGACGUCCGCGUCAUCGCCCUCAUGCGUCAACGCACGCUUGGGAACAGCGCCACCGCGCUGCAGCAGAGGUUGGAGGAGGCACACUCCGAUGCGUGGCUUCGGAAUGCGUGUCACUACCUGGCAGACUGCAAGGCAUUCAAGGAUGCCCAGGACCGUCAUCUACUGUGCAGUAUGCCAGCCUUCCAGGACCCUCCGACGGCUCGACCCGUUCCCAAGGCUGCUUGGUUGCUGAGGGUGUACUGCAGCGACGUCAUGCGGCGAAUCGAUGAAGUCAAGGCAUCGAUCACCUCCACCUACGGUAGAGUCCUGAAGAUGGACUCUACUAAGAAGGUGGUGCGGAAACUAGCCGGUCACGUGAACGGAACGGCGGCGUGGGCCACGAACAUUGGCAACGAGUAUGGCCAGGUUUUGAACAGCGUGCUGACCUCUGGAAACGGUUUCGGUCUCGCACCCAUGGUGAGUGGCAUUGUCAAACGCUACUCCUCUGCAGGUAUUGCACCUCCAGAAGUCCUUUACGUGGGCCGUGGUUGUUGCGGUGACCCCCGGAUCCGAGACAUAUUCGCUGCCUGGCCAGAUCUCAUCAUCCGCCUUGAUGUGUGGCACUUCAUGCGCCGUUUGGCCGCUGGCUGCACGACAGAGUCUCACCAGCUCUACGGAGUCUUCAUGAGUCGUCUCUCUGCGUGCAUAUUCGAGUGGAGUGGGGAGGACCUGCAGGCGUUGAAAAAUGCCAAGCGGUCCGAACUGCUCGCUCAGCACGUGGAGGACCCAUCGGAGGAUGAUGUUGUCCGGCGGCUCUCUAAGAAGGAGCUUGCCCUUCACUGCCGGCGCAAGACCCGCGGCACCGCGGAGUCUACGCGGCUAAUUGGGGAGCUGCUGGAUGCAUUCACUGGUGAGCAGGGAUGCGAUACCAGCGGCACACCGCUUCUCGAUGCGAAGCGCAUGACGGUGCUCUGGGAAUCGCAGGAGCAACACGUGGCCUGCAUACAGGAUCCUGCGGAGUGCCAGCUCUACACCCAGACUGGGACCCGCGUCAAGGGGACAGUUAGCUUGCCCGUGUACACGUGUGCUCGAGGUUUGUCCAGUCUCGAAUCCUUUCACCUGCAUCUCGCCAGGUUCAUACCAGGUACAAGUGCUAGUGAUGUACACUACCAGAUGUACCUGCUGGAGGGCCUGGCGAGAUGGAACAAGGAUCGAGCCAAAGCCACCAAGAGCGAGCCAGACUGCCGCAGUUACAACAGCCGCAGUUACAACAGCCGCCUCAUGCAUGCGUGCAAUGAGUUGAGCUCCGCUGUGCUAGGCAAGACGCUCAUCUCUGGUUUCGACGUCCCUGCAGCUUACACGGGAGAGCUCAUUGGUGUCGAAUACCUGUACAGCCAGACUGGUGCGGUGCUUCAGGACCUCGCUCUGGAUCCUGAUAGCAGGGAGGCCGCCCAGUACGAGGCUACGGACGACAUCAUUGAUGCUGAGGCUGACGAAAGCUUUGCAGACGCGGGUUUAGCUGACGACCUGACUCUACCUCCGGUAGAGCGUAGCGUUCGUCUUCCGUCGAACCCUGUGACUCGGCCGGACACGCAGCCCCUCAUUACUGACUCGAGUGCAGCUACACCGGAGGGCUUGGACUCGGUAGCCGAAGAUUCGGUCGGACCUGACAACAUCGGCGGUUUCGCCAGAGACGCCGAUGACAAUGCGCCAGAGACGACUCUGUGGUACAGGGCCGAUGGCAGCUGGAGUAAGCUUGCUCUGCCACCUGCAUCGAUAUCUGUGCCACUGGCCACAGACGUCUCUCCACAGUGCAUCAGCGUCCCACUACCGGCAGCCGCCAGCGCAGAUCGUCUUCCAGCCGCAUGGGCUCUCUCUGCAGUGGCGCAAGCAGCUGAUCAGCCGCAGCACACUUAUGAGCCGCCCGAUAACACCGCGGGCCAAAUGCAUGCUGCAUGCAGAAAGCUUGCGCUGCCACCUGCAUCAAUAUCUGUGCCACUGGCCACAGACAUCCCUUCGUGCAGCAGUCAGGCAGUCUACACCAGCAAUGCCUAUGUGCCAAGGACGACUCUGUGGUACCAGAAGCGCAAGCUAGCCCGCGCGCAAGCAGGCCAGAUAACCCGUGCCUACAGGAAAAGAGCACCCACCGUGUGCAAGAAAUGCCAAAAGGAGCGGGGCCCGGCACAGCACAGACAGUAUUACGGGAACUGGUAUUGUGCUGCAACGUCGACCGUUCCAUUCCAGCAGUGGUGGGCCGAGAUGGAAGAGAAGCGACGGGCGAAUAGGCGGCAAUAA
Messenger RNA from Priapulus caudatus, 2907 nucleotides. RefSeq lists its product as uncharacterized. The transcript is spliced from 8 exons. Bases 1 to 2907 code for a protein of 968 amino acids. NCBI's taxonomy places the organism in Eukaryota, Metazoa, Priapulida, Priapulimorpha, Priapulimorphida, Priapulidae. The record is from RefSeq and is a predicted model, not a curated record.